This is a messenger RNA of Sodiomyces alkalinus F11, 1162 nucleotides long. RefSeq names its product alpha-ketoglutarate-dependent taurine dioxygenase. Gene Ontology annotation, cellular component: cytoplasm. The transcript is spliced from 4 exons. The record is from RefSeq and is a predicted model, not a curated record. The coding region runs from base 1 to 1104 and encodes 367 amino acids. Lineage: Eukaryota; Fungi; Ascomycota; Sordariomycetes; Glomerellales; Plectosphaerellaceae. Gene Ontology annotation, molecular function: 2-oxoglutarate-dependent dioxygenase activity.
AUGGCCCCCUCAGCAAUCGACGGCGACGUCCCGAUCCAGACGAAGAAUAGGAGCGUUCGCCGAGAACCUCUGAAGCUCUCCGGGGUGCUGGAUAGCUAUGAGCACUUUGAUGUGACGCCCGCCAUCGGGCGCGAGUUUCCAAAGGCCAACCUCGUGGAAUGGCUCGAGGCACCCAACUCGGACGAACUCAUCCGCGACUUGGCUAUUACCAUCGCACAAAGAGGCGUGGUUUUCUUCCGGGCGCAGAACGAUCUUACCAACGAGCUGCAGAAGAAGCUCAUCCUCCGACUCGGCGAACUGACAGGCCGCCCCGAGACGUCGGGCCUGCAUAUCCACCCCAUUCUCAACUCGGAGCGGGAGCUGGGGGGCAACGACCCGGAGAUUAGCACCAUCAGCUCGGUGCAGCAUAAGAAGCUCUACCGCAAGCCCGGGGUAGGCGGGCCCAGCCCCAAGAAGCAGUCGACGGCGCAGUGGCACAGCGACAUUGCGUUCGAGCCGGUGCCGGCAGAUUUCUCGUCGCUGCGGUUGACGCAGCUGCCCAGGACGGGUGGCGACACGCUAUGGGCUUCCGGAUACGAAAUCUACGACCGCAUCAGCGAGCCGUACCAAAAGUUCCUCGCGAGCCUGACGGCGACGUUCGAGCAGGCGGCGUUCCGUCAGGUGGCGGAACGGGCCGGCUUCGAGCUCCACGAAGGGCCCCGCGGCGCGCCAGAGAACGUGGGCCGCGAGCUCAAGGCGGUCCACCCGGUCAUCCGGACCAACCCCAUCACGGGGUGGAAGAGCGUUUUCCCCGUGGGAGGCCACGUCAAGCACAUCAACGGGGUGACGGCGGAGGAGAGCAAGCACCUGCUCGACUGGUUCCUGGACCUUGUGUACAAGGGUCACGACCUGCAGGUGCGGUUGAAGUGGCAGAACGAGAACGAUAUUGCCAUCUGGGAUAACCGGAGCGUGUUCCAUACCGCAACGUUCGAUUAUGACGAGGAGGGUGAGCGGUUUGGUAACCGGGCAGUAGGACUCGGGGAGGUUCCGUAUUUCGAUCCACUCAGCAUUUCCCGGUGGUCGGCGCUGUCCUCGUCGCAUGGUGCCGCGCCGGAGCUGGGCUGAUGGGAAUGAGAAGAUGAGGAUGAUGAAUGAUGUCUCCGUAGGAGUAGGUAAAGGAGCU